CUCUUUCUCCAGCCAACAGGUCCCAUCCCGAUUUUUUUUUCCUUUCAAAGCCUCGAUCCGCAACCCGCGCUCAACAAACACCAUGGUCUAUCAAUUGAAAGCAGCCGAUGAGUUUGAUUCAAUUUUGGAAAAGAAUCACGUCGUGGUCGCCGACUUUUUCGCUGAAUGGUGCGGGCCUUGUCGGGCAAUUGCUCCCAAAGUAGAAAGCAUGGAGAAGGAUUACACGGAAUUGCCGGCUGAGAAUUCAACCACCGCCCCUGUUACUAACCUCGAGACUGGAGACGCAGGGGUGCCACCACCAGAUACCUUACAACCACCCGCCAACUCUGAGGUCCUGACAGCAGAGGCAACUGUCUCGUCACCGAAGAAGGAAAAGAUUAAGUUCGUCAAAGUUGACGUUGAUAGCUUAUCUGAGCUGUCUGCAAGAAUGGAUGUCACCGCUAUGCCGACCUUCUUGAUUUUCGUUAAUGGUAGGCUGCACAAGACUAUCAUCGGAGCCAACGCACCUUUGCUUAAAAACAGUGUUCAGGAUGCACUUGUUGAAUAUGUCAAAUAGAGGGUCACGUCUGCGAUAACGCACGGUACUAUCUCUUGUUCGUGGACAUAUGACUAUUCCUUUGUGGUGCUUACUGGUCGGUACGAGUUCCCCCGAGGUGCGUAUAAGGUGGGCAGGAUGUCGAGCACCACAAUCUGCGACUUCCUAGACUACGCAGGGUUUAGAUUGAAGGAGCUUUGCAAUAGCAGAACUUUGGGAGUCGGAUCGCCACAUAGCAUUCACAAUAAACGCUACAAAGGAACUCCUCUUCCCGGAGGCUAUGCUCGAAUGCACAAAUAAACACUCAUUGAACACACGCAGUCUCGAAGUUUCGUGAUGGUUUCCACGAGUGACUCUUCAUUGGAUUGGAUCAUUCCGCUCUGAGCCGCGGGUACUGGUAUGAUGACUGGACAACAUCUCGAGAUUCACGGGCGACACUGUUUGCUCCCUGUGAGUCAAUCUUCCUUUC
Chondrus crispus (carragheen) is the source of this 1004-nucleotide messenger RNA. RefSeq lists its product as hypothetical. Bases 83 to 556 code for a protein of 157 amino acids. The transcript is spliced from 4 exons. Lineage: Eukaryota; Rhodophyta; Florideophyceae; Gigartinales; Gigartinaceae. The record is from RefSeq and is a predicted model, not a curated record.